Molecule: messenger RNA, 2053 nt
Organism: Lentinula edodes (shiitake mushroom)
Lineage: Eukaryota; Fungi; Basidiomycota; Agaricomycetes; Agaricales; Omphalotaceae
Product: MFS general substrate transporter
Exons: 18
Coding region: 476-2053 (525 amino acids)
Biological process (GO): transmembrane transport
Cellular component (GO): membrane
Molecular function (GO): transmembrane transporter activity
Source: RefSeq, a predicted model, not a curated record
CGUACAUAGGACACGUAUUCGAUGAAUAAUUGAAGAUCAGAAGUUAAAACCAAAGAAACAGCCCUUCUAUGAGGCUUGAUAGCAGGGAGUAAUAAUAAUUGUGAUGCAAGUGUUUCAUAACCUGUCAAAUCGUUUAUCUCAAGCGAUUGUACUACGCUUUCGUAAACCGAAACAAUACCCGUUCAAUUACCUCCAACCAAGAGUAUGACCAUACAGGUUCCCGUGCCACUACAAUCGAUCUGCCGUCCCGCUUUUCUCCAGGUGUGAAACGAUAAACAGAUGAACAGUGCUUAUCUUUCCUGUAGUGGGUCAUGUUAUCUUCGGUUCAGCGCUUCCAAUGUGUGUUCUCAUGAUAAGGAGGGAGUCCCAAGACUGCAUUUGGGACCUUUGGUGGGAUAUAUUGUCUUCUUUCUGAAUUCUUGAACGAGUCUCGGUCUUUGUGCUUUCCAACACCUCCUAGGAUUUGAGAACAGCCAUGGCGACUCACGAACCAGACCAGAAGAAUUUGGAAGAAAUCCCCGUCGACGAGAAGGCGUUUCCUGUAUCUCCCGUAUUUGAACAUCUCAGGUCGGAUUCAAUUGAGGAGUCAGACACAAGCGUCGAUGAGGCGUUGCAAUUAGUGGGGAAGGAACGAACAUCAGAGUUCAGUGAUGAAUUCAAUCAUAGAGUGAGAAGGAAGUUGGACCUUUUGAUUCCCCCGCUUUGUGCAGCGGUAUACUUUACGCAAUUUCUGGACAAGACAUCGUUAAAUUAUGCCAGCAUCAUGGGUCUACCCAUAACUGGACAGAAUUACAACCUAGUUUCUAUGGCUUUUUACCUAGGAUUUCUCCUUUUUGAAUUCCCCACUGUCUAUAUAUCCCAGAAAACGAGGGCAGCCAAAUACCUUGGUGUCAAUAUCGUUCUGUGGGGUGUGAUAUUGAUGCUACACGCCGUGGGGAGUUCAUUUGGAGCGUUUUUCGCUCUUCGGUUUCUACUGGGAAUGUGCGAGAGCUGCGUCGCCCCCACAUUGAUUCUGAUUAUCUCCAUGUUCUACAAGAAGGACGAACAGGCGUCGCGAAUUUCGUGGUUCUAUGUGAUGAAUGGGCUUACACAAGUGUUUGGUGGAUUCAUUGCCUAUGGUGUUUCAUUCUCAAAUGACAGUCAUAUAGCCCCGUAUAAGAUCAUAUACGUAUUGCUCGGCGGCUUAGCGAUUAUCGUCGGCCUUUCUGUCCUAAUAUGGUUGCCUGACUCGCCUGUUCAUGCUCAUUUUCUUGAUCAAGAGGAGCGCAUAGCUGCCUUAGAGCGAGUUAGGAAUGACCAAGGCGGGGUAGCAAACAAGAAAAUCAAGAGGAAACAAAUACUCGAAGCUUUCACGGAUAUACGAACAUGGUUGAUCGUGUUGACCACUAUGAUGACAAGCAUUCCUAACGGCGCUCUGAGCAACUUCAGUAAUAUCAUCAUCAGAAAUUUCGGGUACACUUCGAGACAGACAUUAAUCUUAUCGACUCCAGCCGGCGCAGUGGCAUCACUCAUGACUCUUUUUUGUGGAUGGUACUCGGAUCGAAAGAAUGAACGCAUGAUUCCCAUCAUAAUAGCCUUGAUUCCAACCAUUGUUGGUGCAGCUAUGCUAAUUGGGCUUAAUGACUCGGGGAAAAAAGGCGCCUUGUUAUUCGCGACGUACCUCAUUGGCACAUUUGGAAGCUCACUAUCCACAGUUUAUGCCUACAAUGCAAGCAAUACUAGUGGACACACGAAAAAGAGCACAGUAAACGCUAUGACCCUACUAACUUUCAGCAUUGGGAACAUUGUCGGGACGGAAAUCUUCUUACCAAAGGACGCUCCCGCAUAUAUCCCCGGUAAAAUAGCCAUCAUGGUCUUACUGACUGUUCAGCUGGGGAUAUCGUUGCUACUUAGGUGUAUUAAUUUGCGGUUGAACAGAAGAAAAUUCGCACAAAUCGAAGAGCUGAAGAGAAGUCGCGGGUGGACAGACGCGGAUGUUCAGAAAGAGCGCGAGAAGCAUGCAUUUAUGGAUCUCACUGACCAAGAGAAUAUCUACUUUGUAUACACAGCUUGA